AGCGUUUCUCAAGUGUUUGCUCCAGGUCUCACCCUUGGUGUUCGUAUUUUCCACACUACCUACUUGUUCCAUCGAUUCCCUCGCCUGCGCAGACGGCUCGACACGUAUGGCUGGUUCUACCGUAACUUGCCAGUGAAAACGUCACGUGAUGGAUCUCCUGUGCUCGUGCCCGGCAGCGAGCCGUCUCUGACAUUGGCCUCAAGAGCGGCAUCACCAAUACCACGAAAGAAUACCCUGAACCCGAACGGGCUGUUUACCUCUCGUCUUGGAUCGAACUUCAACUUGGACACCACCGGAUCGCAGUUGAGCUUGAAUUCGAGACGCAACUCUUCCAUGCAGAACCUUGCCCUUAAGGGGUCUAUGCAAAAUCUGAACCAGAACUUCAAGGGUUCGUACGAUGCUUUGAACGAGCAACCCACCACUAAUGUGCAGUGGGCCUUCAGCGGUCAGACAGAGUCACUUACCGUCGAACCAACCGUCAGUAAUUUUUUCAACCGUCCCAAUCGAUCCAGAGUUUCUCCACUUGUCACAAUGGAGCAGUGGAGUCCUAAUCCACCGGCCGAUCCACUGACAUCUGAAUCGACCCCCAGAAUUGAAGAAGACGAUGAAGAAACAACGAAGAACUCGUCAACAUCUUCCAUAUUCAGCAACGAUGACGAGGAAGAAGCACUGAUCAUUCAUGAAGACCAAAUGAUCGACAACGUACUCGCAUGUACAUCGCAGCUGUGUGAUGAACGACAAAGAGAAGACAUUUCCAAAAGGCAUUUCGUCGGGAAUCCUCUACCUAACCGAAUGGUACUCUUACUUAAAUGA
Molecule: messenger RNA, 813 nt
Organism: Ostertagia ostertagi
Lineage: Eukaryota; Metazoa; Nematoda; Chromadorea; Rhabditida; Trichostrongylidae
Source: the annotation of a GenBank genome assembly